UCAACGAUGUAAGCGAUUAAAUUCGUCUGCAAUGCGUUGUGCAUGAUUAUUGUCAAGUGUGACUGUAUUACAGAUCAGGUGGCGGUAAAAGCAACGAUAUUUAAAAUGGCAACUCAACUCGGUGAUGUUGUUAUGUCUGCAAAGCCAUAUGUUCACACUUUAAGUCAAAGUAACCGAACAAUAAACUGUAGUUCUUGUUUAAAAAGCUGUGAUGCUUUAAAGAAAUGUUCUAAAUGUGGUGUGUUGAAAUACUGUAGUGUCUCAUGUCAGAGAGAAGAUUGGACUGUACACAAAGAAGAAUGUAGCUACCUACAGCAUGUAUCUCCUAAUAUUCCAGUGGAUAGUGUAAUGUUGAUGUUAAGACUUAUCAUUAAACACAAGCAAAGAGAUUUUGGAAAACCUGAUAGCUCUAAGGAUACUUGGAAAAGAUUUUUUUUAGAUUUUAAAACUCAUAAGAAGGAGAUACAACAAGACCCUGAUAGGAUGUCCCAGUUUUCACAGAUAUUGAUCACUUUACAAAAGCUUGUAGGGAAUAGCUUACCACCAGCCACUGAGAUAUUUGACAUAUUUUGCAAGAUGGCAGUUAACAGUUUUACUAUUUGUGAUGGAGAAUUGAAUCCUGUUGGUGUUGGUAUAUAUAUCAGCCCAUCUUUGAUUGACCAUAGCUGUCAACCUAAUGCUGUUGUAACAUUCUCUGGGAAGAUUUUAUACCUGAGGGCAUUAGAAGAGAUAGAAGAUCCAAGUCCUGAAAAUAUUAGAAUAAGUUACAUUGACCAGUUGGCCUUGACCUCAGACAGACAGGACCAGCUUUAUAAACAGUAUUAUUUUACCUGUGUUUGUACAAGGUGUUCUGAUGGAGAAAAGGAGAAGAAAAUGAAAAGUGUUAAAUGUCAGAAUUGUUCCCUUGGUAACCUGGAAAAGGAUGAGGAUGGUUUUCUGCCUUGUAAAGAAUGUGGUUGUUCUGUGAACAGUACAGAUUUACCUAGAAUUCACAAAUAUGAAAAUUAUAUAUGCAGGUCAUUAGAAAGUUUAAAGUUGGAGAAAAAGGUCCAAGAUGCCACAAAACUUCUCCAGAGUUGUAUGGACUGCCAGCAAAAACAAAAAGAUUAUUUUUCUUCAUACAACAUUCACUGCCUACAGAUAUUAGAUCUUGGACUAGAUGCCAGUAUAGAUUCUGAAAACUGGUUCCAGGCUUUGUCUUAUACCGGUCUGCUUAUCGCACCGUACAGAUUGUAUUAUCCACAUCAUAGCCCUCAGAUUGGUCUACUGUUAAUGAAGCAAGGGAAAAUACAGCUGUUUUUAAAGUUGUUAAAGGAAGCUCUGACAUCUUUACAGCAAUCAGGGGAGAUAAUAAAGAUAACACAUGGACAAGAACAUCCAUUAUACAGAGAUUUACAAGAUUUAUUAGAACAAUGUAUGGAGGAGAUGAGAAUGGCGUUGGAAUUCAAAAACAGUUAAUGGAGAUCAAUAAAAAUGAAAAA
Mytilus trossulus (common blue mussel) is the source of this 1481-nucleotide messenger RNA. Its product is annotated as histone-lysine N-methyltransferase SMYD3-like. Gene Ontology annotation, molecular function: protein binding. Lineage: Eukaryota; Metazoa; Mollusca; Bivalvia; Mytilida; Mytilidae. Gene Ontology annotation, cellular component: nucleus. Bases 43 to 1458 code for a protein of 471 amino acids. The record is from RefSeq and is a predicted model, not a curated record. The transcript is spliced from 12 exons.